UGUUGCAAAAUGGCCGCUGUUCGGGGUUUCUCGAGGGCCAGUAAGAUAUUAACACAAGUAACACACCAGAGAGGGAUCCAUACGACAGCCGUUGCUGGUGCUAGUGAUCUCAGUCCUUGGAACUAUAUUUGGAAACCAAGCUCCAGUGCUCCUGUGACGGAUAAAGAAAAGGAAAUUACUGCUAGAAAAUAUGGUCUUUUGAAAGAGGAUUACAAACCUUUGAAAGGCAGUGGUGAAUACCCUGACUUAUCAGAAGUACCUGCUUGGGACAGAGAUGCUUCUGCAUUAUGGGAUUAUCCAGAAGCAAGAUUGAAUUAUAAUGAACCAGGUCCUUACUAUCAUGCUGAUAGGGAUAAAGAGUCCAGAUACCAUGUAGGCAGUUAUCUAGAUGGCUUUCGCGCUACCUGGGCACAAAAAUUCCUUACCGUUUCUAUUCUCCUAACAAUUAUAGUCCUAUCUGAGUUAUUUAUACCUCAUACAGCAAUGCCAGCGAUGCCGAAACAACAACCUUAUGACAAAUCUGGAAAGAAGAUCACAAACUACUCGUUUGAUUGAGCAUAAGAGUGAUUCAGCAUUUUCAGAUUCAGUUGGAAACUGAUACAGAGAUUAAGAUAGUUUUGCUUUAUACUGACUCAAUCAGACACUUUGACUCUGAUGUAUACUGUAGGAUCUAUUCAUCUGUGUCAGAAUUGGGAGAAAAACAUACAUGUAUAUUUGAAGUGUGAAUAAAUAUAAAAAAAAAACUGA
This is a messenger RNA of Ylistrum balloti, 747 nucleotides long. RefSeq names its product NADH dehydrogenase [ubiquinone] 1 beta subcomplex subunit 8, mitochondrial-like. NCBI's taxonomy places the organism in Eukaryota, Metazoa, Mollusca, Bivalvia, Pectinida, Pectinidae. The transcript has 5 exons. Gene Ontology annotation, cellular component: mitochondrion. Bases 10 to 555 code for a protein of 181 amino acids. The record is from RefSeq and is a predicted model, not a curated record.